Molecule: messenger RNA, 228 nt
Organism: Cladophialophora immunda
Lineage: Eukaryota; Fungi; Ascomycota; Eurotiomycetes; Chaetothyriales; Herpotrichiellaceae
Exons: 2
Coding region: 1-228 (75 amino acids)
Source: RefSeq, a predicted model, not a curated record
AUGCCUUCCGACGACUAUAAGUGGUUCUCCCUGGGUGCGCCCAUCCGAGACCAUCCGAACGCCACCUACUCGUACCCAGAUCGCACUCGCUUCAACGCCGACACGGGGACAUACCGCGCACAUCCUUCCUACGCGAACGAUCGAGCAGCUCGAGAUCGCAAAUCUAUGCACGGGUUAGACAAGCGCUGGGCUACAGGCAGUAACGACACUGUGAAUGCUAGGGCUUAG